This is a messenger RNA of Ctenocephalides felis (cat flea), 1555 nucleotides long. Its product is annotated as solute carrier family 35 member F5-like. The transcript has 8 exons. Gene Ontology annotation, biological process: regulation of peptide transport. The coding region runs from base 10 to 1428 and encodes 472 amino acids. The record is from RefSeq and is a predicted model, not a curated record. Lineage: Eukaryota; Metazoa; Arthropoda; Insecta; Siphonaptera; Pulicidae. Gene Ontology annotation, cellular component: membrane.
CUUGGUGCUAUGCUUAAUAAAAAUCAAAGACUUUUUCUUGGACUGUUUGUGUUACUGUUAGUAGAUAUUAUAUGGGUUUCGUCAUCAGAGCUAACUAAAUAUAUAUAUCAUAACCAAGAGUAUGAAAAACCAUUUUUUUCUACAUACUUAAAAACAUCAUUGUUUACAUUCUAUUUAUUUGGUCUAUGCCUGUGGCCUCCAUGGAGAGACUAUUAUACAAAUGUAGAUCCCUAUAAAAGUCCUUCUUACUUAUUGGUUUCUGAACCACAUGAUGAUGAGAACUUUACAGUGGAAGACAAUUCUCCAACAAGUUUAGGAGAACCUGUAUUUGUUCCUGUUAAAACCCCUAAUAGAGAAACAUGUUCCGAAGAUAUGCAUCAAGCGGAUUGUACUUCCGACAGUGAUGAUGGAAGUAUUAGAAGUGUUAGAUUUAAUAAAUUAGCUGAGGUACGGCAAAUGCCUGAUAAUGGAGCAACAGAAGCAUUAUUGGCAAGAUUAUCUUACCACGCAAGUUUAAGGGCAAGCGAGGCUGCACGGCGGGCCGCAAAUCGUUUGCCCACACAAAGAAUAGCAAAAAUUGCUUUGUUAUUCUGCUUAUUGUGGUUUGCUGCUAAUUACACAUUUCAGCUGGCAUUAUCACAAACAGAAGCUGCUACGGUUACAGUUUUAUCUUCAACGUCAAGUUUAUUCACACUUGUUUUAGCUGCUUUAUUCCCUUCUAAUAUCGGAGAUAGAUUUACUAUAUCCAAAUUAAUUGCAGUUUGUUUAAGCAUCACAGGUGUUGCUUUAGUGACAUUUUCUGACAUACAAAUAGAUAAAAAAGUACCUACAGGUGUUGUAUUGGCUUUAGUCAGCGCACUAUUUUAUGCAGCCUAUCUUGUAUUUCUUAGACGCAAAGUUGACCAUGAAGAUAAAAUGGACAUUCCACUAUUUUUUGGUUUUGUAGGUUUAUUUAAUCUAGUUUUGUUAUGGCCAGCAUUAUUCAUAUUUCAUUAUAGCAACUUGGAAAUGUUUGAGUGGCCGACUAGACAACAAUGGUUAUUUUUAUUAGCAAAUGGUAUUGUGGGUACAGUACUUUCAGAAGUUUUAUGGCUGUGGGGUUGUUUUCUAACAUCUUCCUUAAUUGCAACAGUUGCGAUAUCUUUAACAAUACCAAUGUCGAUGCUGGCAGAUGUAUUACUAAAACGAGUAAACUAUUCAAUGAUGUUUUAUCUGGGAACUGUUCCGAUGCUUGUAGCAUUUUUUGCUGUAACAUUAUUAGCUCAUUAUGACAAUUGGGAUCCUGUGAUGGCUAUUAUUAAGAGACUGUACAAAUUUAUUUGUAAAAAAAGACAACAACUCAGGUACAAUAAAAUCAAGUCCUUUAUUGAUUUUGAUGAACAAACAGAAGCUUUAAUAGGAAUAAAUUCUGGAGAUCAUGAAGCAUAAAGUUUUAUUAAAAUUUUAUUCAAAUAUAAAUCUGUAGGUAUUGUACAUUUACUGUAAAUUUGUGAUGAUUUAUGAGAAGUAUUAAUUCAUUAAAUAGUAAAUUUUUGUAUAUAAAAUCCUAAAUAUU